AGUUGUAUACUGCUGUUAUACUUAACUGUUCGUAUAUACGAUGAUUGGAAAACUUUUUGCUGUUGCUAUUAUAACUUUACUUCAGGAAGUAAACUGCCAAGUCGGGGAAAGACGCGUACCAUGCACUAACGUUGGAGGGACGUGUAAAUCUUGGUUGACAACAACUUGCACGGCUGGUUGGGGUUGGGGGGAUUUAUGUGGGGGGAAUGGAAAGCGAUGCUGUUUGCCGUGUGGAGGAAAUUGUGUUUUAAGCGAACAAAGAUGGCAACAAAACGACAACCGUUGCACCAACCGGGGUGGAGUCUGUAUGUUAACGUCCAACAACUGCCACGGACGUUAUGUACAUGGUUUAUGUGGCGGGCCGUUCCAAAGGAAGUGUUGCGCCCCUAUUGCGGCUGCGAGGGUGACCGGCAACGCCACAACUUUUGCCGAUAGGCCGUCUCCUUCGGUACAUUAUUGUCCUGGCAGUCAAACUUACUCAACAUGCGCCGGAUGUGACGUCACUUGUCGGGAACUUGUAAGUUCUCUACCGUGCCGAAGGAUUUGUGAAUCGAAAUGCAAAUGUGCUGAUGGGUAUUACGUGCAUGGAGAUCAAUGUCUGACAGCAAGCCAGUGCAGAGAACUUACACUUUGUCCAGGGAACCAAUAUUUUUCGAGGUGCGCCGGUGGAUGCAAGACACGAUGCAGCGAACGAAACAAUCCAGCGGCAACAGUCUGCACACGUGAUUGCAGGGCAGGAUGUACUUGCCCGGUAGGAACAUUUCUUAACGGGGACAACUGUGUUCCCGAGAAUGAAUGUCCGGCUCUAAGUAUUUGUAACGCGGAACUUGGGGAGGCAUUUUCAAUAUGCACCACAAGUUGUGACGCUACUUGUGGGCGGCCGACCAGGCCGUGCAGUUUGGAUAGAUCUUGCACACAAAGAUGCGCUUGCCCUCCUGGGAAGCUACGAUUGAGUGGGAGAUGUGUGGAGACGUCAGAAUGCCCAACAAUCCCGGGAGCACGAAGAUGCCGUGGAAACAUGGUGUUUUCAAAUUGUGCUGGAUGUGCAAAGACAUGCGGCAAUCGUCAUCAAAAUAUUCCAUGCACUCGACAAUGCAGACGUAGAUGCACGUGUCCUGGAAACACGUAUUUAUUUAGGGGGCGGUGUGUUCCUGAGUCAGCAUGUCCACCAGUUCGAAGUUGCAACAGUCGUCUUGGCGAAGUAUGGUCGGAUUGUGCACCAACAUGUGACCCCACGUGUAGCAACCCCAGGAUCCCAUGCAGCCUUACAAAGAUAUGUACGCGUAGAUGUGCGUGUCCAAACAGCCAUGUUAGGAAUCACAGAAACAUUUGCGUUCCAUUAGAUUCCUGUCCAGUUCUUGCACCAGAAUGUCCAUCGAACCAAGUGUUUGAAACAUGCGCUGGGUGUGACGUUACUUGUGGCCAACGUAACAUGACUAUCCCAUGUUUUCUUCACUGUCAAGCAAAAUGCACAUGUCCACCUGGGACUUACUUGAAUGGGAAGGAUUGUCUUACAAAUGAUCAAUGUGAUGCUGCUGCAGAAUGUCCUGGUAACCAGAUCUAUUCACUUUGUGCUGGUUGUGAUGUAACAUGUAGUCAAAGAAAUGAAACUAUAGCUUGUCCAACAGUAUGUCGCCAACAAUGUACAUGUCCUCCUAAUACAUAUCUUCAAGGAGAUUUGUGUCUGACCAAUGAACAAUGUGAUGCUGCUGCAGCUUGUCCAAACAACCAAGUUUACUCUCUCUGUGCUGGAUGUGAUGUCAGUUGCGCUGAUAGAAACAAUCCAGGACCAUGCACUUUACAAUGUCGUCAGCAAUGCACCUGUCCAUCUGGAACUUAUCUUUAUAUGGAG
This is a messenger RNA of Ciona intestinalis (vase tunicate), 1852 nucleotides long. Lineage: Eukaryota; Metazoa; Chordata; Ascidiacea; Phlebobranchia; Cionidae. The record is from RefSeq and is a predicted model, not a curated record.